AUGUCAAGAAGAAGCAUUUUACUAGGAUAAACAAUGUCUGAUUCAGAAAGACAGAAUUUACAAAAAAUCAUCUAUUAAAUAGAAUAGAAUCCAGAUAUUUAUGAAUAAUUAUCUGAAGAAUAAGUGCUUGGAAUCAUAUGCAUCAUUCUUAAUAAGUCUUCAUAUCAUAGAUCUUUUGCUGAAAUGGAUAUUUUAAAAAAAGCAACCAAAAGCAAUGAAUACUUCUAGAACAUGAUAAAUCAACCUUAAGGUGAAUUAUUAUGGGAAAGAUGUUUAAGGAAAAUGACUUAUAAUUUUUUACCAAUCGGAUUCAAUCUUUUUAGAGAAGGAGAUGCUGGAACAACAUUCUAUAUCAUUUUAUAAGGUCGAGUUUCAAUACAUAAAAAAUAUCAAGUUGGAGUUAAUUAAUUUGAAGAAAGAGAACUGACUCAGUUGCAUAAAGGUUAAUCUUUUGGAGAAUUAGCAUUAGAAAAUGAUGCUCCAAGAUCAGCAUCUGUAAAAGCAUUAAAUUCUACUCAUUUAGCUGUUUUAGAGAAAGAAGACUAUAUGAUAAUAAAAAAGACUUUAGUAAUAAAUUAAUUUUAUCAUUAGUCUAAUUAAUAAAAGCAAAUGUAUUUCGAAGAAUUUGCUAAAUUAUCUAUCUUUUCAGAUUGGAAAUUUACAAAUAUUAAGGGAUUGUUUGAUAAUGUAAAAUUUCAUUAAUAUGGAUUAAAUCAUUAAAUAUAUAAAGAAGGUGAUUAAUCAAAUUAAGUAUAUUUUAUUCAACAAGGGGAAUUGAAAGUAAUAUUAAAUAUCUAUAGAAAUAGGUUAUUAAGUACCUAUAAUUGAUCAAAUAAAAUAAUUAAAACUAAAUCUAAAUUCCUACUAAUUGUGAUAAAUAAUUAAAAGAUUCUGAUGAAAUUAAUUAACUUUAAGAACUAAGUGUAUUUCAUAAAAAAUAAUUGACAAAUAGUGAAAAAAUAGAUGAACUUUUUUAAAAAAAGAAAUAUGGACAUUUGAUAUAAGUUGAUAAAAGAUAAACUAUAACAUUAAAAUAUAUUGGAGCAGGUGAAAUGUUUGGAGAAUUAGAAAUUCUUAAAAAUUAGGAGAUUCCUCGAUAAGUGAGUGUAAUCACAACUCAAGAAUAAAAUAAAAUCUAUUCUAUACAUAAAAAAGAUUUUCUUAGAGUAUUAUACUUUGAUUAAGUUUUGCAUUAAAAUUUAGUAUAUCUAAAUGAUAAUAAGCUAAAAUAAAUUUUACAUUAAAUCAAAGGUUUUUAAAAAAAUUUCUUUGAUAAAUAAGAUAAAUAAUAAUUAUUAGAAACUACUUAAAAUAAAGAUUUCUUAACUUUAGAUUAUAAAGAAUAUGAAGAAUAAUAAUAAAAUCAGAAAAAAAUAAGUAGUUCAAAAAAAAAUAUUUCUCUUAGAAAUUUUAUUUUAGAUAAUAAAACAUAAGAUAUUGGUUUAACACUUUAAUAAAAAGAAACAUUCACAAAUAGAAAUUAAAAUUUAAUGUUUCAUAAACAUACUUUAUCAGAUUUCAAAUUAAAUACUGAUAGAGUAUUAAAUACAAAUUCAUCUUCAAAAACAAAUUUAAAGAUUAGAUCAAAUAAUUAAAGUCCAGAUUCUUCUUCUAUUCAAUAAUUAAAAUUGAAUUUAUGUAAAUAUUAAUAGACAUCACCUCUUUCAAGAACAUCAAGAAUGUUAAGUCCUUAAGAUUCUAUAUUUAGUAAAUCUUAAGGUUUAAGGAAGUUCUAAAAUAGUUAAAUUUAUUUCAAUAAUACUUUACCAUUUAUUAUGUAAAAUAGAUAUAUCAGAAUUAAAAGUAACUUAAACAAAAUUUAAUGUAAUUUAUGA
Molecule: messenger RNA, 1835 nt
Organism: Paramecium pentaurelia
Lineage: Eukaryota; Ciliophora; Oligohymenophorea; Peniculida; Parameciidae
Source: the annotation of a GenBank genome assembly